GCAAGUCACUGGCGACUGGACGAGGUGGGGGGUGGGUUGACGUGACCUCGCCAAGCCGUGGGCCGCCUCUAGGUCGACUUGGCCGUCGCCACCACGAGGGGAGUCAAGGAGUUGGUGCUGUUGGCUGUGGUGGUGGUUGAGACCUCGGGGACGGUGAUAACAAGAAGAGUUGAGGUGGCGGGCGUGUGAUGCUGGUCUCGCCAGCCGGGGCUAACAGACAAGGUGCCCUUGUUGCGACUCCGUAAACCCAAGCUGUGCCUCGCAAAGACUCUGGGCCACUUGAGCGUGGUUUUACUGCGCGCGCUUUGGCUGCAGAGUGAGUGACGCUGGGCGCCAUGAGCCGGCUGGACGUGCUCUACCGCCGCCUACUUCUCACCAAGCUCUUCACGCAUGGCUGGGGCCGGCCCGAGGACCUCAAAAGGAUUUUUGAGUGGAAAAUGAUCGGGAACCGUGAGAGAUGCCAGCACCUGGUGCCACACGACUAUCCCAUCCACGUGGACAAGGUUUAUGAGCAGUCCGAUGUGCGGAUCAUGGAGGGGCACUUCACGUCGCCACUGCAGCACUACCUGCCUGGCAUCAUGCCGCCCGAGAUCGUCACAGCCAGAUUUCAAUUCAUUCUACCUUUGAAAUGGAAGACAGCCAACAGGCCCGUGUGCAUUCACCUGGCAGGAACUGGGGACCAUUACUUCUGGCGGCGACGCGCGCUCAUGGCACGGCCCAUGAUCAAGGAGGCCGGAAUCUCGUCACUGCUGCUGGAAAACCCCUACUAUGGCUACAGGAAGCCCAAAGCCCAAGUGCGCUCGAGCCUGCGGAACGUGUCAGAUCUGUUCGUAAUGGGCGGCGCCCUCAUCCUCGAGUCGGCCGCGCUGCUGCACUGGCUGGAGCGUGAGGGCUACGGGCCGCUCGCCAUGACCGGCAUCUCCAUGGGCGGACACAUGGCCUCCCUGGCCGUCACCAAUUGGCCCAAGCCAAUCCCACUGGUGCCUUGCCUCUCCUGGUCCACAGCCUCUGCCGUCUUCACCACCGGCGUGCUGAGCCACGCCGUGAACUGGCGGCAGCUGGAGCAGCAGUACGCGUCAGAGAGCGAGUACGAGGAGGAAAUCACGCGCCUGCUGGAGUACUGCGGGAUGGAUUCUUUCAGGAUGGGCCAAGACUUUGUGCGACAUUCGUCGGACACCCUCAACGGCCUACACAACCUCCAGCAUUCGGACAGUGCCCAGAACUUUCCGAUUGGCCGUCAGGAUUACAGAGACGGGGCCCAGGGUGUGAUUGACAGGCGAGUGGGCGGGACCGUGAAACUGAUGGAUGGGAUGAAAGAUGUGGCCGAAGCGAGUCACAACUUGAAUCUGAUUGGCCAUCGAGCCAAAAGCGGGCAUGAGACUGUGAAUGUGAUUGGUCAGUCCAGCAGUGCCCUAGCUGGAGGCGGUGCCACCAUGAGUUUUGUGGGUGGCAUGGCGGCCGGCAACGUGACCGCAAGCGGCUCGGCGAAAACGAGCAGCAGAAGGGAGGAGGGAAAACACAAGCGGCGCGAGGACGAGAGGAGGAAGGCAUUUCUGAGGAAGGAGUCGCUGCUCUUCAUGAAGGGCGUCAUGGACGAGUGCACGCACGUCGGCAACUUUUCUGUGCCCGUGGACCCAAGCCUCAUCAUUGUGGUGCAGGCAACGCAAGACGCGUACAUACCGCGGGCGGGCGUGCGCGACCUGCAUGAGAUCUGGCCGGGCUGUGAAGUUCGCUACCUGGAUGGAGGACACAUCAGCACAUACCUCUUCUCACAGAGCCAGUUCAGGCAGGCGAUCUAUGAUGCAUUCAGCCGCUACGUGAGGAAGUAUCCCGAUGCCUGGAGAUAGCGCAACCACCUCGCAUGUCAUCAAGCUGGUCGCACAUACAACACCAUUUUGUUUUUUUAUCUUAACUGCCUCUACCAGCAAAAGUGCCAUUUAAUACAUUUUUCAAGCUGUAUCGUUAACUGCAAUGUCCACUCGUGGGAAUUUUGUGUUUUAUUUUAAGGGUCUCAGCUAGCACUGGCCAAUGUGCUGCAUUGUUGUCGAAAAUAAGGGACAAUAUGGGUUGCUGAUUUGAGUUUAGGGUGCUAACGCAUGCUGUGGCACAGAGCCAUUCUGGCCAAUAAGUGUUCUCUUUUCAACUAACAAGGUGAGUUUCUGUUGAUCUCGUUGAAAUGUUUUUCGAGUCCGCUUCUUUGGGCUACUAUAUUCUGUCCCAGCUUAAUGGAAGAGACAGCAGUAAAAAAUUGUAAACUUCAUCCUUUUUAUACCACACUUCCACCGUGAAAUGCGGUGUUUUUAAGUGUAUUAAUAUGUUGUACUUAGCUGAACUAAAAUAUUGCAGGGAGUUCAGUCCGUCCAUUACUUGCAUAGGUGCACAGUGUAUCCUCCCUUGUCGCCCUCGAGCUCAUUGAGGAGAGGAUGCCUCGCUUGGUUCCGGUCAUGAAUUGUCUGUCACCUCCGUCCUCUUGGAUUUUCCCUCGUCAAGGCCAUGAAACAUUAUGGCGAUUUUAGAUAUAUAAACGCACUUGCCUAAAUCUGGUCAAAGCUGAUCGCUUACUCCCCUUUGUGGGCAACUGGGAUGGCAUCUUACAAUCAAGUUUGUGCUCGACACCAAUUUUUGUUCAUUAAACAGUGCAAACCUGUUUUUUUUGCUAUGCAGAACACUUACAUUGUCAUACCAAGUUACUGUAUUGUCUAUAAUAAAAACUGUUGCUGGUGAUUACCAGCAAUCUAUUUUACCUUUUUUAUUUAUUUUACUAGGUAAGGCCCACUGAGCUAUAUAGCUCUUUUCAGAAGCGACCUGGCAACAAAUGAUAUCUCAACAAAGUGGCUUAUGUGGAAAGUUAUAGCAGCCAAAUACUUUAAAUCGCCAAAGUUAUCAUGGCCUUUAUGACGGCACCAGCAGUAAAUUGCAUUUAUUUUCCGUAAAUUGAACAUGGUGAUUUCUUUACAAUUUGUUUUUAUGUAUCAGAGAUUUGUGCCUAGUAAUUGUUGAUCAUGCCUUUUUGAAAUAUGCAAUGUUUAUAGAGUAUGGGUGCUUAUAGUUUUACAUUGGAAAACAGUAAAAAUGAGUAAAUUGCCAAGUGACGUAACUCUAAUUUUAAAAUCGAUGACUUUACUGUGCAAAUCGCUGCAAAUUCUGUUGCUGAUUUUGCUUCGUUCACAUUUUGUGCAUGUAGGGUUUCAUAAUAUGCUAUUUUGCAAUGAGUGAUGGCUUUUGAAGGCAGUGCUGUUGUCAACGACAACGUCUUGAUGUACUGAGUGAGGACCAUGGUGGACUCUGUGCAACCAUGGUGCCUUGCAGUGAGUGACACGUACUUGCCCAAAAAAAUCUGUUAACUUGAAAUUUACACCAUACGCCACUUGAACACCGUGCGAGUUCAGCAUCCGUGUGUAAAAUGUUAUUCAAUAUUUCAAUGCAGGUUGUGAUAUUACUUAGGUUGUUGCUGUAAAGCUAUGAAAUGCACGUUAUUUGGUAUAAUCAUUGAUUUUGGUCACGUCGUUGUUGGCUGCUUACCUGCCAAAAUGUUUUAUAGCGAUACUUAAUUAAUAAUUAACAGACCCUUAUCAAUCCACUACUGGAUGAAAGUUUCCCCAUAUUUUUUCAGUCGGGGACGUUGAUUGACUAUAUGUACUUAACCACGCUGAUCAAUGUGGGUUGGUGAAUGGCGCGCAUACGACCAAAUCAGAUGUCACCCACCACAGGUGUAAGCUGUGGACCGCAAUCGAACUCAGGGUUCAUCGCACAGCACGCUAACCUCUGCACCACAUCGUCGCCAUAUUUGAUGCACAUUCUCAUAAAGCUGUUUUGCUUUGUGAUAAGUCGGUAAUUUAGUCAAUUCCCCAUGUUGCCCUCCUUUGCAAUGUAUUCAAACUCAUCGCUCGUAACAUUCUUGAGUGGCUUUCAAGCACAGAUAUUCGCUUAACUGCAUUACUCCCAUGCAACAUUGUCAAGUCGUCUCUUUGGUCUUUGAGCAAAGUUGACCGAUAACUAAAACCACAUCCCUGGGUAUCUUGACCAAAAUCGCAAUUUCUGUUCGUUCGUGUUCUUUCUGAUGCGUUGCCCAAUGAAGCGGUGCACGUUGUGUAACGCUCUUGCAAGCCCUCCUUUUGUGAGCUCUGCAUUUGACGGUGGGGCGAUGCAAUCCAUUGCUGCCCGGCAACUUCUGCAGGCCCUAUUUUGCCUCGUAGUCGGCAGAUGCCACCCACCCCUUCAUUGAGCAGUGGAUUGAGAAUGGCUGUCGAUGGUGGUGUUGCUGUGACGGUGCUUGCACCAAGUGAAAACAUCACCGCUGUGUUGUCUUAGACCAGUUUUGUUUUAUUUAUAAAAGCAAAUUCAAUAAAGAUUUGAACAAAAA
Molecule: messenger RNA, 4363 nt
Organism: Lethenteron reissneri (Far Eastern brook lamprey)
Lineage: Eukaryota; Metazoa; Chordata; Hyperoartia; Petromyzontiformes; Petromyzontidae
Gene: ABHD18
Product: abhydrolase domain containing 18
Source: RefSeq, a predicted model, not a curated record